Dinoponera quadriceps is the source of this 1612-nucleotide messenger RNA. RefSeq lists its product as uncharacterized. The record is from RefSeq and is a predicted model, not a curated record. The transcript is spliced from 4 exons. NCBI's taxonomy places the organism in Eukaryota, Metazoa, Arthropoda, Insecta, Hymenoptera, Formicidae. The annotation marks the transcript as partial.
AUGUCCAAUAGCAGGAGAACGAUGCGAGGACCCAUCAGGCAAUUGUCACUGCAACAAUCGACACCGCGCCGACAUCACAUCAGGCGGCAGCGAUCGGCGGAAGACGACAAGUCCUUGCAAAUAUAUGCGAACCCAAUCGCGCGAAGCAAACUCGCCGGGAAUGCGGCUGAAAAACCCAAGGUGCGAGUCGCAUGGAAUGAUGAUCGGCGAGGUUGCGACGGCGAGCUCGAGCGAGUGGAAGUGGUUGCCCGGCAAAUCCCAGGUCGGCCUAGGCAGACGACGAGCGGCCGAUCCGGCGGUCGAAGCUACAUCGUCGGCGCUGAAAAGGCGUCGAUCCUCUAUUCGCGGCAAGAGCUCGCCGAACGGCUAAGGCUCGCCUGGAAGCACCGCGAGGAGAAUAGAGCGAACAUCGACAUCUUCUUAGCGCACGGUUUCGCUGUAGAGAACCGUUGUGAUUCCGAAUUGUCGAUGUCCGCCCCGGCGACUCCUCUGCCGAGGAAAGAACCUAAUCCUGUUCGAUGUUAUGAAAAGGUUCCCUGUUGUAACACUGGAGAGAAGCUGAGUAAUCUUUCCGGCCAAUCAAAAAACGACGAUCUGGAGAAUCAAAUAAAAGAAGUCAAGAAAGAAGAUGAAAGAGAAGAAUAUAAUGCUAACAUGAGCGCCGAGGAAAAGAAGAGAACGCAUAUAAGCAUCGACUGCAUGAGCCUCCAUUCUUCGAGUCCUUCAUCCGCAUCCUUGAAACCGGAAAACGCGGCCAUAUCAGCGAAAAUUGCGAACGACGAUUUCUCCUCGGCGAAACAGAAGCGCACGAGUUUUCACAGCGGUACUAAUCGUGCUUUUCUCGUUCCCAUGAUCGAAAAAUCGACGAAAGGAUCUGUAGGAGCAAGCAAAUAUACUGCGACGGAUAAGGUCGUCCCGAUGAAGUCGCUCGAGAUAAGAUGCGCGUCCGCUACACCGAGUGACAAGACCGCGACGCAGAAACAAACGACAAUGACGGAUGUGAGAUCGUCAAUCGUUCUCGAGAAUAAACAGGCCAUUCUCGCGAAAAGCUCGUCCAUGAUCUCGUUGGAGAAAGCGAAAAGAACGAAUUCCGCACCACCGCAAAAGCGAGGAGGAGGAGAAGGGAAUGUUGUGUCCACUGCACGCGUGCAGGUAAACAUCGUGAUCGACACGCCGAGUCUCACCGAAGUGACAAGCGAUAAACCGAACAUCUGUGGGCUGCAGACUGGCAGAAACGCUGUGGAGAAGAGCGAGGAAGGUUCCACAAAGAUAUCGCGCGAACGAUCGGUGAGAUCGGCGCCUCUGAAGAGGAGAUCAAGGAGUGCGAAGAGACGUUUCCUAGCAUCCUCAGGAAUGGGCGGCAAAGACGAGGAGGAUGCGAGGACGCAAGACCGAUGUGGAGGACGGGUGAGAGCUUACGUGGACUCGAAGACCACGGAUGUGAUCACAAUGGUAUCGCUGGUUAGCUCGGCCGACAGUGAUAGCGACGCGGAGAAUUCGCCGGGCGACGAUAAGCUUAUCAGUGAGUUGCGCAGCAAGCUACCUACCAUGCCGAUAAUCAAGACAUCCAUCAACUCUAAUCCCGGUGUAACAAGGAAACCGAUCAAGUCAG